This is a messenger RNA of Aspergillus thermomutatus, 1770 nucleotides long. RefSeq names its product FAD-dependent oxidoreductase. Gene Ontology annotation, molecular function: oxidoreductase activity; FAD binding. The transcript is spliced from 2 exons. NCBI's taxonomy places the organism in Eukaryota, Fungi, Ascomycota, Eurotiomycetes, Eurotiales, Aspergillaceae. The record is from RefSeq and is a predicted model, not a curated record. Bases 1 to 1770 code for a protein of 589 amino acids.
AUGAAGAAUCUAUUCCUAAACUUUUUCUUUGUCGCAGCAGCAAUUGCUGCCCCCGAUUCGCGCCGCUGUCGAUGCCAACCUCAUCAGCCCUGCUGGCCGUCACCACAACAGUGGAAUGCCCUCAACCGCUCGAUUGACGGCAAUCUCGUCGCAGUGCAACCUGUUGCCGCCCCCUGCCACAUAGACCCCAAUAGCACUGCUUGCCAGGAAGUCACGGCGCAAUGGUCCAACUCCGUCUGGCGCGCUGCUCAGCCCGGUGCCGUGCAAUGGGAGAACUGGGAAGCCUGGCCGGAACACAAUGAGAGCUGCUAUCUCGAGACUGCGUCGGAUAUGCCGUGCAAACAGGGGCGUGUCUCCCUCUACUCCGCUGUGGUCCAGUCCGCGCGCCACAUCCAGGAGGCUGUGCGGUUUGCAAAGCGGCACAACAUCCGACUUGCGAUCAAGAACUCCGGCCAUGAUUUUCUUGGACGCUCGGCGGCUCCGAACUCUCUUCAGAUCCUGACCAACCGAAUGAAAGGAAUCCAAAUCGUGGAUGAUUUCGUUCCGAAGGGGGCGCCGAAACAUAAACGUGAAGGUCCCGCUGUGACGCUGGAUGCGGGCAUCAGUCUGCAGGAGAUGUAUACUGCUCUUGGCAAGCGGAACAGGGCAGUCGUGGGGGGCUCUGCUCAUACCGUUGGGCCGGUUGGAGGAUAUAUCCAAGGGGGCGGUCAUUCCUUCCUAGGGCCAUGGAAGGGGAUGGCGUCGGAUCAUGCCUUGGAGUUCAGUGUCGUCACGGCGGCUGGAGAUCUAGUCACUGCCAAUGCCUACCAGAAUUCGGAUCUGUUCUGGGCACUGCGGGGAGGUGGAGGAGGCACCUUUGGCGUCGUCACCAAAGUCACCGUACGUACAUUCGAGGAAGUCCCCCUCGUCAUCACCACCAUGAACAUCACCACCGCCGGUGGAGAUCCUGCCUUUUGGACGGCCGUCUCCGACUUCCAUGCUGCGCUACCAGCCUUGACCGACGCCAGAGGAGGCGGAUACUACUUCAUGCUUCCGAAUCUGCCAUGGGCGCAGAAUCAGAGCCUCUCGGUGUUGUCAUUUAUGCUCUUCCACGCAAAUGCAAGCAACACGACGCAGAUUGACCAGGUCUAUCAGCCCCUGUUGAAGACCCUCAAUGCGACCGCCGGCGUGUAUAGUCAGUACACCUCCUUUGCCAUGCCCAGUUUCCACGAGGCAAUUGCCAAGCUUUUGCUUCUCGGGGAUUCGGACGUGACCGGUGGAGUCAGCCUGCUCGCCUCGAGGCUGUUCUCGAGAGACCUCCUCGCCUCCAAGGACGGACCGGGCAGGCUCGUUUCUGCCAUGAGGAAAUUCCGCUAUGCGCCCGGGGAAUCCGUCAUCGGCAACGUGGUGGGAGGCGGCGCCGUGGCAGAGAACGCUGGCAAAGUGGACAGUGCCCUCAACCCGGCUUGGAGGAAGACGCUUGUGCAUGUCGUGUACAGCCGCCAGUGGAGCGCCAAUGCCACUCUGGCGGAGCAACAGGCCAUCAUCAAGAAUGUUACGGAUGUGGAGCUGCCAAUCCUGCAGGGAGUCGAGGGUGCAAACGCGAUGGGCGCGUACGUGAACGAGGCUAAUGCCUACGAACCCAAUUUCCAAGAGUCCUUCUGGGGCAGAAAUUACCCUCGUUUGUACAAGAUCAAACAGAAAUGGGAUCCGGCUGGUCUUUUCGUCGCGCGCAAGAUGGUUGGCAGCGAGGAUUGGGAUGGUGAGGGGCUUUGCCGGGUUGCAAAGUGA